This is a messenger RNA of Cinara cedri, 7043 nucleotides long. The record is from the annotation of a GenBank genome assembly. Lineage: Eukaryota; Metazoa; Arthropoda; Insecta; Hemiptera; Aphididae.
AAUAACAAAUUAUAUAAGCUAGAUAUAGGUAUUAAAUAUUAAUUUUACCUUUGAUGAUUUUUUUUAAAUUAGAUUCUUAUACCAAUUAUGAUUGCAGUAAAAGAUGAUAACAUAUUGAAAACUAUAAUAAAGUAUGUAAUUUGGUAUAAAUAUAUUUUUUUUUUUAAUUGUUAUUUUAUUAAUUUUAAAUUUUAUUUGGUAGAAUUCUUGUUAAUAUAAUGACUCCAAUUGAACGUUUGGUGCAAAUUGACCAAUUUUGUAAAGACGAAAAUGGAUAUUCUACUGUACUUAAACAUAAUCGGAUGUUGGCAACUAAUAAAAUAGCAUUCAACAAUGUAAAUGCUAUCAAACGUGUCAUACAUGUUAUAAAAGAAAAUAUUUUAAAAGUAAGUAUAAUAAAACGGGAACGUAUCGCUUAUCUUAAAUUUAAAAGGUCAUAUCCAUUUAUUUUUAACACUUAUACUUAGACCGUAAAUCGUAGCGUUUAGGCUGAAAUUAGAAUUUAAUCACAAAUUACAAAACUUAAAGAGAAUAUAUUUAUGGGCUGUAUCCGGACGAUCUAAAAAAAAUGAUGGGAGGGUGGGUGUUGUUUUUAAAUUUGCCGACUAGAAUUUAAAAUGUUAAAUGUUUAUUAACAAGAAUUGUAAUUAUAAUUUAUCACUUAUAAUUAAUAAUUAUAAAAACAUUUACAAAAUUCAAAAACUAUUACAAUAAUUGAGUUAAUUUAUACAUUUUAACCAAACGAGGAAUGCAUUGGUUUCCCAAUGAUAUUUAUUUUUUAAUUUUAAUUUUUUUUUUUUACAUUCUGUAUACAAUUUCUACCAGAAAUCUUGCUUCAAUUUUCGAGUAUUGUACCUUUUCUGUAAGGAAAUUUUAUCUAAUUAGUACUUUCAAAAGGUAAUUUUUUGAUUUUCCAAGCAAUUUUCAUAAUAAAUGGGAAAAAUUAAAAAUGUAUGAAAAAAAAUACUUUUAUUAUUUUCAACUUUGUUUUUUUAUUGUAAUUAAUUUUAAAAUUUUCUUAGAGACUUAAAAUUUAGACAGAAAGUUUAUAUUUGUAUUUUUUAGAUGUGGUACAAUUUUCAAACUAUUAUUAUGCUAUUUUUGAGCUAGCUAUAAGCAUUUUUAUUUCAUGAGUUUUUACGUUUAAUUUUUAUUUGGUUGGUCGUUAUAAUGAUAAGUUGUAAUUUGUGGUAAAAAAAAAAAAAUUGAGUGAAGUGAAAAAUUAAUUUUAAUAAAAAUAGAUUUUAGUAUCAAAUUUCAACGAGAAUCAUAAAUUUUAUAAUUACAAAACAUAUAUAACCAAAAUCCGCUCAGUUUUAAAAAGCCGUAAUAUUAAUAGAGUACACAAUACCUACCAAAUAAAUAUUAUGUAAAAAACACGUACAAUUUAAAUGUUUAUAAGUAGCUCAACAAUUUCUCAAAUAUUUUAAUAAUUUUACCUCGUCUAAAAAGGUUAAAUUUAAGUUUUCUAUCCAAAUUUCAACUGACUACGAACAAUUUUAACUAAAUAACAAAAAAACUAAAUUUAAAAUAAUUAAAACCUUUUUUUUCAUAAAUUUUCCUGUUUUUACUACUUUUUCUCUGUUUUUUUCCAGAAAUAGUGCUAUACUUGAAAAUCAAAGAAAAAUUUCUAGUAGAAUUUUUAUACUACAUAGAAAACAAAAAUAAAGACAAAAAAAAAAAUAAAUAUAUUAAUAUCAAUACAUUCCUAAUCUUAAAACACAAUAAAUGAAAAUUUGAGUCAAGAGCAUUGAAAAGGAUUAAAGAAAAUAAAGAGGUAUCACAACAAUGUAAAAAUGACAAAAACCAAUUUUAAAUAAAAUUAAUGCCACGAAUAAAGCUAGAGUAUUAUUAUUAUUAUUAUUAUUUUUUUUUUUGGAGGGGAGGGGCAUUUGGUAUGUAGGCCCUUCAAAUUACUUGCCAACAUAAAAAAUAUAAGCCUUUCCCCCAUUGUAUGUAUAUACUUUAUACUAUUAGAAAUGUAGUAUACUUAUACACUAAUACUUACCUUGUUUCAUUUUAGUUGUCCAGCUACCAAGGAUUAUCUGGUAAUUCGAAUACAAUAAUAAUUUGCGAUUGUUUGUAUUUAAUAAAAUACAUCCUUCAAUCACCCAACGAUCAACACCAAAAUGAUUUAUUAUGGAUAUUGUUUUCUGAAAAAUUUGGAAAGGUAAUAAAUUAAUAAAUUAAUAUACUUAUAUGUUAAAGUCGUUUUAAAUCAUCAUCUAUGUCAGAUUUACAAAUGUUGAAUAAUAUUAUAUACUUUUAGGCAGGAACUAGAACCGAAAACUUUAUUUACAAAUAUUAAGAACCAUAACCUUAAUUAUAAAAGGUUUAAUAUUGGUUAGUAGUAAAAUAAUCUAAUUUGUUCAAAUACCUAGUGACUCAUAAGAUAUGUAAUUCUGUCCAGCGGUACUUUAUUUAAAAAAAUUAUCGAUAUUGUCAGUAGUUAUCACCCUUUAGAACCUUUUUUUAGCCUAAAGUUUUCCUUAAUUUCUUGAUUACCUAUUUGCAACAAAGGAAAAAUAUGACUAAUAAUACUCUUUUCAGAAUCGUUUUUCGUUUGCAAUUUAUCGUUUCAUAUAGAUAUAAAAUAAAUUACCCUGUAUAUAUUUUAAAUACCCACCAAAAACCCUAAACAAUGAUUUACCUGUGAGUUGCAUUAUCUCUUUUUCAAAAAACCGAUAUUUUUCAGAACCAGUGUUUAUCGGUUCUAGAGCCCCUAAACAUUAAGAAAACCUGAUCCAUAACCCUCAAAUUAAUUAAUUGACUAACCAAAACCGAAAUGGAAUCAAAUAAUUUAAAAGGUUCCAAUCCCUGGAGUUAUAGGUAAUUAUAUUAUAAUAAAUGUACAUUAAUCCAAACCUGUGACACCUUGAAUAUUAUGUACAUUUAAUACACUUAAAUUUUUGAAAUACUUAAAACAUUUUCGAAAAAUCAAAAUAUGUUUUAUUUUUUAUUGACCGAACGUAAACAUCUUAUCUAUCGCUCACAUUUUAUAUAAGUCUAUUUAGUUAUAAUCUACACAUAUUUAAUUAUUAUAUAGCCUCAACUUGUUGCAGCUCAUUUGAUGUCAUUUGUUUAAUUUGAUCAGAUAAUAAUCAUUAUCACCACUAUUUUUUAGUUAUCUUAAAUCCAGAAUCGUAGUUUUUGUGUGGCACAUGAAUUUAUAUAUAAAUUUGUCAGGAAUUUCAAUGGAAUCAAUUAGUUUUUAUUUCAAAGACUUCUUAAAUGGAUUGAAGUUAACGGAGGUCAUGUUAAAUAGUUACCGGAAUAAUUUGAUUACAACUUGUAAUUAUAAAGUUCAAUAAAACAAUUGAAUUUGGUUACUUAUUAUGUUUUUACAAACAAGUCAGUCGUAUAUUUUUAGUAGAUCAUUCAAUUGACACUUAAAUAAAAAAUAAUUAAUUCCAUUGAAUUCCCUGACAAAUGUACACACAUAUUCAUGACAAACCACAAAUAAUAGUAAAAAUUAUUAUUUUUGGAAAAAAUCGCCUGACUCCUUAUUUUGAAAGAGAAUCUUCCGAGAAAUUCUUUGAUGUGAUAUUGAUAUUUUACACAAAAAAAAAUUCUAAAAUUAGCCACAUAUAGAAUAAGACUUCGUAAAGUUGGCCAUUUUUUGACUUCCUGUAUAGAAGCUCAUAAAAGUACCUAUUAGCGAAUAAUACUAUAAUUUAUCUAUUAUAUUUUAAUAAAACUAAAUUUGAAUUUACUGUCUCUGUAGAUAGUCUAGUUAAGUAAUUAAUUGUAAAAAGAAAAUAUUACUGAAGGAUAAUAAUUUGUGGUGUCAUAUUUAUAUUUGUCAAAAGUUUAUCGAAAAAUAUUAAGUAAUACUUUAGUAAUAAAAGUAAUACUAAGGAAAUUUUGUAAUAGACUUAAAUAAUUAACCUGUUUGAAUUUCAGCCCUUCCUUACACAAAUGGAGAAACCGAUUAAAUAUGAUUCUAAUUAUUAAUUGUUUACUUAUUCAAAUUGAAUUCCUAUUUAUAGAUAAUUAUUAAAAUUAUUGAAAAUCCAAACCGAAGACACUGGGCUGUGUUGAUUACCGAAUUAAUUGCUUUGAUAUUUAAAAAUCAACAUGUUGACCAUAUGACAAAACUUUUGAAUGAAACAAAUAAAUUUAUGAAAAAUUCUAGUUCUGAAGAUAAUGAAAGCAAUACAUCCCCUUGUCCAGUAAAAAUAAAUUAUAAUAAUAUUAACAUUUUAAAAUGGAUACAAAAUAAAAUUAAAAUACUUAUAUUAUUUUUAAACUUUUAGAAGAGCAGAACAAAUUCUUCUCAAGAUGAAUUUGAAUCUGAUGAAAAUGAUAUUGAAUGUCACUAUGAAUGCACAUUAAAUCAAAUUCCAGUAUGAAUAUAUUAUACAGUCAUAUAAUAUAAACUGUGCAAAUAUUUUUUUAUGAUUAAGUAUAUUGAUUUUUAGAUUACAUUUAAAGAAAAACUAUAUGACAUAAAUUCUUUAGAAAAUAAAGAUGAUAAUUCUUUAAUCGGUUUACAACAAAAUGUACACUCAAAACCUUUUAAUGAUACACUUAAAAUCAAAACUGCAUUUAAAGAACCUACUGUUAUUUAUAAUUUAAAAAGGUAAAUUUAUAUACCUAAUAUUCUAUAAUUUGUAUUUAAAUAUAUUCUGAUUUAAAUUAUUAUAAAGUAGUUUGUAGGUAUUAAAUAUUAAUCCAUUUCUAUUUUUCUAUGAAAUUUUGUUUUAGUACAAUUUAAGGUACAUUUAUAUUUACAUUCCAGGAACAAUAAGCAAAAUAAUAAAGUGUUAAAGAAGUAUAGUAAAAAACAGAAAAAAGAGCUGACUACCCAACAGAAAUUAUUUAUGAAAAAUAAAAAAAUAACUUCUAAUUCAACUGAUAAUAAAAACCAAGCAUUUCAAAUAAUGAAAAAUAUCAAGUAAAUAAUUCAUAAUUUUAAUUCUGUUUUAUUUAAAUUAAUUAUUAAUUUGUCUUAUUAGAUUAAAUUUCAAAAUUAUACCGAAACAUACACCAAGUCAAGAAUGUAUUUCAUAUUUUCUUCAAAAAUUUACUGUUGAUUUUCUACAGAACGGAUUCAAUACACUAGUUGAUGAAAUUUAUAAUUUAGUAACAACUACUACACACCAAUGUAUAGAUUCUUCCCUAUAUUUCUGGAUUUUAACAUAUUUCUGUAGAUUUUGUAAACUAAAUAAAAUUAAUUUAAAAUCAGUCAGGUAAAAAUUGGUUAUUUUAUUGACUUGAUUUUUUAUUUUUAAGAUAAGUAUUAAUAAAACGUGUUCAUAUUUAUGAUAGGGGAAUUGUAUCAUUGAAAUUGAUUUCUUACAUUGUUCAAGAAGGUUUUAAAGUAUCAGAACAAUUAAUGAUAGCAAAACAUAAUAAAUCUCCAGCUAUCAAUUUAUUAGUCCGACAUUUGCAUUUGGUAAGUUAAUAUUUUAUUUGAUGAAUAAUUUCAUAUCAUUUUUAAAAAUAAAAAUAAAAACAAAUCUUUCCAUAGGUAAUUAUGGCCAUAAAAGAAGUAAUUAAAACUAUUGAGUUUUAUAGACUAACUGCUGAAGGAUUUCCAUUUUUUGUCGAAAUAAUUAAAGAUAUCAAAAGUAAGUUAAGACCAUAAUGUGUAAAAUAUUUUAUAUUAGUAUAAUUAUUAUUCAAAAUAUAAAUUAAUAUUAUUUUGAACUUAUAAAUUUAAUUGUUUUGGUGUCAGCAACACUUUUGUUUAAUGUUCAUUAUUUAGUAUUAACAUUUAAUAUUUAUAACUUGUUUAAUAAUAUGUACCUAAUUAAAAAACUGUAUAAUUAAAAAGAAAAUAACAAUUUUUAAUUAUUCUGUAGAUUCAGGUAAUAACUCAACAGAAUCUAUAAAUACUUGGGCAAAAGAUCUCAAGUCAAUUUUUGUGUUACUCAUACAUCAGUACGAUAGCAACAUACAAGUCAUUGAUUACUUACAAGAUUUAAUUGUUGCAAACCAUAUGAUAAUAUCUUUAUUUGAUAAUUUCAAAAACUGUUGGAAUUUUAGUGAUAGCAUUACUGCACAUAUUAAAAAGUAAAAUAAUAUUCACAUAAAUUAUUUGAUAACUAAAAUAUAUAUAAUAAUACUAAGUACUAAUAGGUAAUUAUGAUGAUAUACUGCAAUUUGUUUACAGAUUCGCGGCUUAUGAUAUAAUGUUUAAUUAUGGAACUGUUCUACAAAAUUAUAAAAAAAACGAUGCUGUAGUAAACGAAGCUGUAUUCACUAUGAUGCAUCAUAUAAUUGGAGAAGUCGAAAAUACUACAGUCCUAUUUCAGCCAACUAUUAUGAAAACAUUUUUGAAAAUUUAUGAAGAAGAAAAUGAAGUAUACCAAGUAAUACUAUCACUAUUCCCUUCUUGAACAUAUGCAAUAGAAAACAUUUAAUAUUCUCUAAUAUAAUUUAUAUAUGAUUAGAGGUGGUCUGAUUUGAUAGAAUGUAUGAUACACAUGUUUCUACAAAUGCCAAAAUUCAAUAAGUUUGGCUGUAGAAACCAAUUCGAUGGAACUUUAGAGUUGCCUUCAUCUCCAUUGAAAUAAUUAUAUAUGCAAUUUAGAAUUUCAUAUUAUUAUUGAUUUUGUUUACAUUAUUAUUAUAUUAAAUAGUUAACAUUUAAAUUAAUUGAUUAAAACAUUGAUUGUAUUCCUACUGACUUAUUGCACGUGUGUCAACAUUGCAUCAUUAUUUUUUUAUUCGAUUAAUACAUAAUAAAUAAAUCAUAAAUGUAUAUAUAUAUAUAAACUGAUAAUAUUAUGUGUAUUAAUUUUAUUUUUACAUAUUCAAUUUUAGGUUAGUAUUAUUAUUAUAUAACAAUAUAGUUAAAUCACGUGUGUCUAUUUUUCUAUAACACCAAUUUAUAUGUCAGUCACUAUUAUAUAUUAUAUACUAUAUAUAUAUAUUAUAUACUAUAAAUUAUUAUAUAGGUAAUAAUAGUUGUCACGAUUUCGUAAAAAAAAUCUAAAGGCACUUAAUAAUAAUUAGACAUAGAGGGUAAUUAUUUUCUAUUAAUAAUUUACUAAUAUUCAAUUAAAAUCCACUGUCAAUUUAAAAUGCUUUCAAAC